This is a messenger RNA of Microplitis demolitor, 1990 nucleotides long. RefSeq lists its product as uncharacterized. The transcript has 2 exons. The coding region runs from base 626 to 1144 and encodes 172 amino acids. The record is from RefSeq and is a predicted model, not a curated record. Lineage: Eukaryota; Metazoa; Arthropoda; Insecta; Hymenoptera; Braconidae.
UGAUUAGCAUCAACUUGCACGCAAGUAUUAUCCAGCCAAGGCUUACCAGAAACUUGUCAUUAAGUUAGCCGAAAGUGUUUCACUGCAGAACUUUCUGAGCAAUUAUAUUUAAAGUGUGGCUAUCAGGGAAGAUUUUUCUUUAAGUUAGCUUCAAAAUACUGCAAUAGCUUGAAGUUAACUUACUGUUAAGGUGGCUAUCAGGGUAGGGAUAGUAAACAUGUGCACAAGUUGUUGGAAGUGGACGUGAGAUAGCCACUUUCUUAACAAGUUGAAGGUGAGUUCACCUGGCUUCCACAAGUAGUGAAAUAAUUUGACAGCUGUUAUGUAAACAUAAAGUGAACUUUUAAGAGGUUAUCUGUGUAACUGAAAAAAAAAAAUUAAUGAUAUGAAUUUACUUGAAAUAUAAAAAUAUUUAAAGCUAUUUGUGUAAAUAAUGCGGAUGCUUGACAUAUCAAUGGUAAACGCAAAGUUUGAUGAAAAGCGGAUUUAUAAAAAAAGUGGAUAUUGAACAAAUGUGACUGUUAUCAUUUAGAAUCUUAGAGUAGUUCUAUCUAUUAGAGUAAAAAAAUAUACGAGUUAACAUAAAUAAUUGACGUUACAAUAUAAGUGAAUUAUUACAAUAAAAAUGUCUAAGAAAGCUAAAAGUAUUGUAGCUGAUGUAAAUAAUUCACAAGUCAUAUCAAAUACAGUAGCAAGAACAGCUAGCAAAAAAAGUGUGGAUAAAGCUCUAGAGCUAAUCCGGAGCAGAACAUUUAAAAAGUCAAUAAAGAGACAAGCUGAUGAAGAAGAUGAAACAGAUCAUGCAAUAAAUAACUGUUGCAUAAUGAGUUAUACUACUUCAUUAAUGCGAAUUAAUAUGUCUUCAGCCUUUACAAAUAAUUUUUCCCCAACUGAAUUGAGAAAUGCUUUUAGAAGUCAAGAUUGGAGGUCCAUACAGCAGUUAUUUGUAAUUUUAUUGAAAUGUUUCUAUAUUGAAACAUUAGCAUGGAAAUAUGCAUUUUUAAUUUUUUUAUCAAGUCCAGCUAGUGAUCAAUCAGAAUUUCAAGAAUUUAUUAAAAUGUGUAUUGGUAUCAAUUCGGCUAAUGAUGGGCAUUUAUUAGAGCAGUUAUUAUCACUACAAACUAAAGUUCUGACUGAUAAAUAAGUAAAUCAUUUACUAUUCAACUUUUAAAUUUAUUUCAUUUCCUUGUCUUUUGAAACGAAACUGAAUAUUUUUAUUUUAUGAAUGUUAAUGUGGUUUAUGACGAAUUUUGAAAUACUUUGAUCUGCACGUUUUUGGUAUCAGUGAAUUUAUUGAAAAAUUUAGUCAAUUAACUUAGAACUCGAUUCAAUAAAGUCAGACUUUAUAAAUGCAUAAAUGUAAUCAAAAUGAUUUUUAAAGUAACUAUAUUGAAAAUUUUGUAUUAUUUUUUUUUCUGUGAUCAAAAUAUUAAAAUAAUAUCUAAGUUUUUUUUUUAACCCAAUCACUUAUUCAGUUAAUUUAUUUUAAACAUUAAUUCUUUUAACGUAGGGUAAAUGUACCAAUAGAUGGAUACCUCAAACAGAUGGACGAAUAUUAUUUUAAUAACCGAUUAAAUAAAGUUUAGGAAUGAAAAUGCAACAUAAUAAAUUUUUUUUUUAACUAUAUAUAUUUCUGAUGCUUGAAAAUAAUUUUUUUUCAAUUUAAUAUAUGUUAUAAUCAUUAAAAAAAAUUAUUUUUAUUUGACGUAACGACGUUUUGCUUCAAAAGCGCAACCACUACUAAGCAUGCGAUAGACAACCGAUAAACAAUUCUUGUUAUAACUAAUAUAAAUAAAUAAAUUAGUGUGAAUGUAGGAAACAUCAGACAAUCAAAAAGUUCAACAAUCGAUAUCUCUGCGACACAACGAUUUAAGAAAUUAGUAGACCCGGGAAUACAUUCGUUUCUGAAUUAUCUCUACAUGCAUUUUAUUCUUUGUAUCUUACUUUCUUUUUUUAAGCUAUAAUUUUAAAAAUAAAACUUUAAUGAACA